GGGUUCCGCGUCCGCUCGUGCUCGCCAUCCUCUUGGACUCCCGUAAAUCCCCGCACGUUCUCCGUUCCCCCGCGCGCUCCAAUUCCGAACGCGACCCUAUAAAAUCUCCCCCAACAACAGUGCAUUUCGAUCACAACACAAGUUAACCGAGCAAGAGUCCGAUCGUCGUCAGAGCUGGUGAAUUCCUUCCGCGAGCAGCAGGUAGCAGAAGAAGCAGCAGCAGAAGAAGAAGAUCCAUGGCGAUGGAGAGGCUCUUGGCGUCGAUGGUCUUCUGCGAGGCGCCGCUGGACGCCUACGGCACGUCGGCGACCGCCAUCAAGCACCUGGCCGUCGUCUCCGGCGCCACGGCGGCGGCGCCGGACGCCGAGAAGAAGCGGGGACUGAUCUGCGGCGAGUCGUCGUCUUCGUCUUUGUCGGCGACGGCGAAGCAGCAGCAGCGGCGUGCCGGGUUCGAGCUGGCGUUCGACGGGCUCAACUGCUUCGACACCGUCGUCAUGCACUGAUCUAGCAAAAAAAAAAUGCAGUUGAAUGAUCGAUGAUUAAUUAGGGACUGUGGUAUUAAUUACUGAACACGUUUCUUGGUGACUUGGAUUGAUUGAUUAGGUCGUCGUUGUUCACACGUAUAAAUGUGCCUGGAUAUGUAGUGACUAAGCAUUAUUGAAAAUUGAACCGAGAAGGAAUUCCAAGUGGAUAUUGGUGUGCUAAAA
This is a messenger RNA of Brachypodium distachyon (stiff brome), 707 nucleotides long. RefSeq lists its product as uncharacterized. The coding region runs from base 237 to 503 and encodes 88 amino acids. The transcript has a single exon. The record is from RefSeq and is a predicted model, not a curated record. NCBI's taxonomy places the organism in Eukaryota, Viridiplantae, Streptophyta, Magnoliopsida, Poales, Poaceae.